UUGAAGAGGUGCUUUUGCGAAAUAAGGACAUCUGUGAUACGGUUUACAAUGUUAAAAUUCGGGGUAAUAAUAUUUUUGAUAUCGUCGAUAUACGUAAACGUAAACGGCCAAUGCUUCUACAAAGACGACUCUUCCAAGAAAUUGGACACACAGUCGCGGGAACAGUUGUACAGAGGACAACUGGAUUUUACAUUGCACCUGUUUAAUGAAAUCAAUAAAUUGGUUCCUAAUGACAAUAUAUUCUUCUCACCGUACUCAGUUUACCAUUCGCUUUUGCUAGCGUACUUUGCUGCCGGAGGACAAACUGAGAAAGCUUUAAAAGGCUCUUUGAAAAUAGCGGAUAAAUUGGACAAAAUCAAUCUAAUUACCGCAUACAAAGUGGACAAAAGAUCUCGAGCAGUCAACAAUAACAGCGACAGCUACGAAUUUACUAGCGCCAACAGAAUGUUCGUUGACAAAGACUUGAACGUUCGCCAGUGUAUGCUUGACCAGCUUUCAGAAGAGCUGGAGACUUUGAACUUCCACGACAGUCCCCGGGAGGCCCGCGAGCACAUCAACGACUGGGUUGCACACGUGACUAAGAAUAACAUAAAAAAUUUGCUACCCGAAGAUGCAGUUUCUCAAGCCACUAAAUUAGUUUUAGCUAACGCUGCCUACUUUAAAGGAGUGUGGGCGUCGAAGUUUCCCGCUGAAAGAACGAAAAAGGAACCAUUUUUUGUUUCAGAGACUCGUCAAACCCUUGUGCCUUUCAUGAAACAGAAGGGAACUUUCCAUUACAUGGUAAAUGAUGACCUCGGCGCUCAAAUAUUGGAGCUUCCUUACAAAGGCAAUGAUAUCAGCAUGUACAUUCUCCUACCCCCUUACUCUAUGAAGGAAGGGGUUACAAACAUAAUCGCAAACAUGACACCUGAACGACUAGCUGCAGUAGUGGAGGAGAGUUACAUGGGCCGCGAAGUUAUUGUCGAGAUUCCCAAGUUCACAAAUGAAAGAAGCUUGCCUUUGAAACCGAUUUUAAACGCCAUGGAUGUAGGCGACUUGUUUAACUCGUCCGCCGACUUCAGUACCCUUACAGCAGACCGAGGCGUGCUCUUCGAUGAUGCUGUACACAAAGCCAAAAUUCAAAUCGAUGAAGAAGGUACAGUAGCAACAGCCGCUUCAGCUAUUUUUGGCUUCAGAUCAUCGCGGCCGGCGGAGCCUAGCGUUUUCAUUGCGAACUUCCCGUUCGUUUACAUCAUUUAUGAACGUCCCACCAACUCUAUACUCUUUAUGGGCGUCUAUAGAGAUCCUAAGAAGUAG
Molecule: messenger RNA, 1296 nt
Organism: Parnassius apollo (apollo)
Lineage: Eukaryota; Metazoa; Arthropoda; Insecta; Lepidoptera; Papilionidae
Source: the annotation of a GenBank genome assembly